UAUUCAGCUUGACCCUGAAGAAACUCGUCAUGCUGAAAGAAAUGGACAAAGAUCUUAACUCAGUGGUCAUUGCUGUGAAGCUGCAGGGUUCAAAAAGGAUUCUUCGCUCCAAUGAGAUUGUCCUUCCAGCUAGUGGACUGGUGGAAACAGAGCUCCAAUUAACCUUCUCCCUUCAGUAUCCUCAUUUCCUUAAGCGAGAUGCCAACAAGCUGCAGAUCAUGCUGCAAAGGAGAAAGCGUUACAAGAACCGGACCAUCUUGGGCUAUAAGACCUUGGCUGUGGGACUCAUCAACAUGGCAGAGGUAAUGCAGCACCCUAACGAAGGUGCUCUGGUGCUUGGCCUACAUAGCAAUGUGAAGGACGUCUCUGUGCCUGUGGCAGAAAUCAAGAUCUACUCCCUGUCCAGCCAGCCCAUCGACCAUGAAGGAAUCAAAUCCAAGCUCUCUGAUCGUUCUCCGGAUAUUGACAAUUAUUCUGAGGAAGAAGAGGAGAGCUUCUCAUCUGAACAGGAAGGCAGUGAUGAUCCAUUACAUGGGCAGGACCUGUUCUACGAAGAUGAGGACCUGCGGAAAGUAAAGAAGACCCGGAGGAAACUCACCUCAACCUCUGCCAUCACAAGGCAACCUAACAUCAAGCAGAAGUUUGUGGCACUCCUGAAGCGGUUUAAAGUUUCAGAUGAGGUGGGCUUUGGGCUGGAGCAUGUGUCCCGGGAGCAGAUUCGAGAGGUAGAAGAGGACUUGGAUGAACUGUACGACAGCCUGGAGAUGUACAACCCCAGCGACAGCGGCCCGGAGAUGGAGGAGACAGAGAGCAUCCUUAGCACUCCCAAGCCCAAGCUCAAGCCCUUCUUUGAGGGGAUGUCGCAGUCCAGCUCCCAGACGGAGAUUGGCAGUCUCAACAGCAAGGGCAGCCUUGGAAAAGACACCACCAGCCCUAUGGAAUUGGCUGCUCUGGAAAAAGUCAAAUCUACUUGGAUUAAAAACCAAGAUGACAGCUUGACUGAAACAGACACUCUGGAAAUCACAGACCAGGACAUGUUUGGAGAUGUGAGCACAAGUCUGGUUGUGCCAGAGAAAGUCAAAACUCCCAUGAAGUCCAGCAAAACAGAUCUCCAAGGCUCUGCCUCUCCCAGCAAAGUGGAAGGGGUGCACACCCCCCGGCAGAAGCGGAGCACACCCCUGAAGGAACGGCAGCUUUCCAAGCCCCUAAGCGAGAGGACCAACAGUUCUGACAGCGAGCGCUCUCCGGACCUGGGCCACAGCACACAGAUUCCAAGAAAGGUGGUGUAUGACCAGCUCAAUCAGAUCCUGGUGUCAGAUGCAGCCCUCCCAGAAAAUGUCAUCCUGGUGAACACCACAGACUGGCAGGGUCAGUACGUGGCCGAGCUGCUGCAGGACCAGCGGAAGCCUGUCGUGUGCACCUGCUCCACUGUGGAGGUCCAGGCUGUGCUGUCUGCCCUGCUCACCCGGAUCCAGCGCUACUGCAACUGCAACUCUUCCAUGCCGAGGCCGGUGAAGGUGGCUGCUGUGGGAGGCCAGAGUUACCUGAGCUCCAUCCUGCGGUUCUUUGUCAAGUCCCUGGCCAGCAAGACCUCUGACUGGCUGGGCUAUAUGCGCUUCCUCAUCAUCCCCCUUGGUUCUCACCCCGUGGCCAAAUACUUGGGCUCAGUGGACAGUAGAUACAGCAGUUCCUUCCUUGAUUCUGGCUGGAGAGAUCUGUUCAGUCGCUCAGAGCCCCCAGUGUCAGAGCAAUUGGACGUGGUGGGGCGCGUGAUGCAGUAUGUCAACGGGGCGGCCACGACACACCAGCUUCCGGUGGCUGAAGCCAUGCUGACCUGCAGGCACAAGUUCCCUGAUGAAGACUCGUAUCAGAAGUUUAUUCCCUUCAUUGGUGUGGUGAAAGUGGGUCUGGUUGAAGAUUCUCCCUCCACAGCAGGUGAUGGGGACGACUCGCCUGUGGUCAGCCUUGCCGUGCCCUCCACCUCACCGCCCUCCAGCUCGGGCCUGAGCCGAGAUGCCACGGCCACACCUCCCUCCUCCCCGUCCAUGAGCAGUGCCCUUGCUAUUGUGGGGAGCCCCAAUAGCCCGUAUGGGGACGUGAUUGGCCUCCAGGUGGACUACUGGCUAGGCCACCCCGGAGAGCGGAGGAGGGAAGGUGACAAGAGGGACGCCAGCUCGAAGAACACCCUCAAGAGCGUCUUCCGCUCGGUGCAGGUAUCCCGCCUGCCCCAUGGCGGGGAGGCCCAGCUUUCUGGCACCAUGGCAAUGACUGUGGUCACCAAAGAGAAGAACAAGAAAGUUCCCACCAUCUUCCUGAGCAAGAAGCCCCGAGAAAAGGAGCUGGAUUCUAAGAGCCAGGUCAUCGAAGGCAUCAGCCGCCUCAUCUGCUCUGCCAAGCAGCAGCAGACUAUGUUGAGAGUGUCCAUCGAUGGAGUCGAGUGGAGUGACAUCAAGUUCUUCCAGCUGGCAGCCCAGUGGCCCACCCAUGUCAAGCACUUUCCAGUGGGACUCUUCAGUGGCAGCAAGGCCACCUGAGGCCCUGUCUCCUGGCCACUCUCCCUCCUGGCACUGCCACCAGCCUCACCGCCUGCGGGCAGGGGGGGGCAGCAGGCCUGGGCCCAGCCUCCCCUUCUCCUUUGCCCAGUCCUGAAGGACACUGGGGCCUGCCUCUCCCUUGCCCAGUCCUGAAGGACACUGCCACUGGGGACGCCGCCUUCCCCCCCGCUGCUCAGGCUCCCCCUGCGCAGCCCCCCGCGGCCCUCCUCUCUCCCUGCCCCUUCUCCCUCCUGCUCCAGGCCGGGGGUGUGUUGGUUUUGCCUUCUGGUGCCCAGGGUCCCUGAAUCAAGGCCUCCGGACCUUCCUUCCCCCCAGCUGCCAACUUCUUUCUUGUGGCACCAGUUCCCCUCCUGGAAGGAGGACACCAGAAUCCUGGUCCACAGAGGAGAGCCCAGUCCUCUCUCGGCCCCUCUGGCCACCAGACUCUCCCUCGCUGAGGCCCAGCUGCCAGAUCCACUUGUCCCACCACCUCAGGUGGGGCCCAGGGCCACGUCCCACUCCUUAGGGCUCUCCACCUGCCCUGCAGCUUCCUCUCGGAGGGUGAGGGGCGCCCUGAGCUGAGGGCCCCCAUUCCACAGUUCACAGAGCGGGAGGCGGCCCCUUGCCCCAGGACCCUGUUUCUGUGGCGAUGCGCUGUGCUUCGAGGAAGGAGGGGCCUCCCGGUCUCCCCUGUGCACGACUUCCUUCCCACCCACCAGGUCCCCUGUAGAUGUCAUGUGUGUCCUAAGUGUUUCUCUGGUUCUUUGCACGGCCGGUCUCUUGGUUGUUCCGUGUGACGCGCCUUGUGCAGCAGUCCCUGUCCUGUGGCUCCCCCCCUUGCUGGUAACACUCCUCCCUCCGCCUCCCAGCCCAUCUGCCCCAGCACAGCACUCGGAGAGAUGGGAGGCAGACCCCUGCCAGCGUUGUGACCGUGGCCCCCAGACAUCCCAGUUAUCCUCCCCCCGUGUUGAUUUGUCUGCCUUUCCCUGCUCUGUUCUUCCCGUCCUCAGGCCCUGGCCUGGGUACAGACCCACCUCCCCGCCAGGGCUCCCUCCAGCAGGCUCCACCCCCCCUCUCGCCACCGACUGGGGUCUGAACCCCUCAGCCUUGCCGCGUCUGUGUUCUCAGGAGAGGCUGAGGAUGCAGGGCCCAGCCCCAGACCUCCGUGCCCCGCCAGCUCCCCUGGAGCUUUUCUCUCGCCCUCUCUCUCCUUCCUAGAAGUUUUUGCACAGAACUUCAUUUGAAAGUGUUUUUCUCAUCUUCCACACCCCCAACCCCUCCCACCCUUCCCAGGCUCAGCCCUGCUGUCCAGAGCGUCUCCUGGGCCAGAGAGAGGAGGAGGGGAAGGGACCGAGUCGAUGUUGGGUUUUACAUUCAAUAAACUGGUGAUUUCGUACCGAC
Carlito syrichta (Philippine tarsier) is the source of this 3935-nucleotide messenger RNA. It is a transcript of the gene PACS1, whose product is annotated as phosphofurin acidic cluster sorting protein 1. Gene Ontology annotation, molecular function: transmembrane transporter binding. NCBI's taxonomy places the organism in Eukaryota, Metazoa, Chordata, Mammalia, Primates, Tarsiidae. The coding region runs from base 30 to 2534 and encodes 834 amino acids. The record is from RefSeq and is a predicted model, not a curated record. The transcript has 23 exons. Gene Ontology annotation, biological process: protein localization to plasma membrane.